AUGGUCAAAUACUCCCUUGAGAGAGAAAUUCGCGUGGCAAAUGCAAUCAAGGCAUACAAGGAGCGUGAUAAAGCAAAAAUCGCAGUAUUGGCCCGGGAAUUCGACAUUUCGUACGAUCUGCUUCGCAGACGAAUCCUCGGCGCCGGUCCUCCUACUGCGCUCCGCAAAACUCUUAAUUCUAUUCAAGAGAAAGAACUGGAUCAGUGGAUGACUUCCCUUGAGGCUGCUCAUACUCCUCCUACCCCUGGUAUGGUAGAAGCCGAGGCAAAUCGAAUACUUGCUCGCGAUGGAAUCGAGAAACAGGUUGGCCGCAACUGGCCUUACAGAUUUAUUGCUCGCCGCCCUUCACAACACCCUGAUCUACAACGCCCUUUGAGCAAUCUCAAUAGCUUUGCGUCAAACAAGGACCAAAUAAAGAAAAAAAUUCGGAAGGCUAUAGAAUUGCUUGAAGAAGUGGCUGAUGAUCUUGAUAAUCUCAGCCCGAAGCUGCGAAAGCGAGUAACUAGCGUCCUCGAUGCUGGUUUAACACAGACGGCAGAGGUUGCUCGCUCUGAGAAUCAAAGUCGCGAAAUACGUCCGCGCCAGCGGACCCGGAGGCCAGUCUCUCGGCGUGUCUCUGCACCUGAAACAGAGGAAUUGGAUGAAGAUUAG
Molecule: messenger RNA, 651 nt
Organism: Penicillium vulpinum
Lineage: Eukaryota; Fungi; Ascomycota; Eurotiomycetes; Eurotiales; Aspergillaceae
Product: DNA-binding domain-containing protein
Exons: 1
Coding region: 1-651 (216 amino acids)
Source: RefSeq, a predicted model, not a curated record